AUGGGCUAAAGUAAUCCUAAAGAUAAAAGAAGACAGAUUAAAGGUGGAAUAUUUAUUUAAUUACAAAAAACAUACUUUGUGAGCAACGAGGUGGUUUAAGGUCUGCUUAAUAUUAGCUUAGAAGAACCAUUUUAAGGUCACAUACUUUAAAUAACUUUGAAUGGACUGGAAGAAACUAGUUAUAUUUAUACUAUUAGGAUUCGUAAACAUACUAAGACGUAUUACGCGAAAGGAUACAAUGACUUUCUAAAUUUUUCUAUCCCUAUUUAUGAUUUUUCUUAAGGAUCUCGUGACCCUACCUUUAUAUUAAAACCAUGCUAGCUUGUAAUUCCUUUUUAAUUACAAAUAGUAGAUUAGCUCCCUUCUUCCAUGAAGUAUUUUUAUAGUGAAGGUACUUAAUGUUCUCUAAAAUACUCCUUAAUUGCUCAAAUUCUUCCUACCGAGCCUAAUAUGAAGCCAAUAUAUGGCAGUCAAGAUAUUUUUAUAGGAUAACAAAUAUCUGCUUUUGGCUUAUCUAACAAUACGAUAUCCCAUCAAGAACCUGUACUAUGUUGCUGUUGUAGGUCAGGGUAAAUUUUUUAUAAUAUAACUAUGAACAGUAGAUGCUUUUCUCCUGGUGAAACAAUAAAUCUCAAAAUGGACAUAGAUUUUAGCUAAUAUGGUAAAACUGUUAAGAGCUUAAAUAUCAAAUUGAUUGGAUAGCUUACGAUGAAAGCAAACGACACUGAAAGAAGCAAACUUUUAACCAUAUCUGAAAAAAGUAUGAAUCAUAAAGUGAAUUCUUCUAAGGUAAAAUAGGAUAUAUAGUUUUAAUUACCAACUGAUUUGGCUUUAUCAUCUCAAGGAUAAUUGAUUUAAGUCGUGUAUUACUUGUAAAUAACUCCUGAAAUAAGUACUGUUUGUUGUGUUUCCAAUAAUACUCCUCACGAAAUUAAAAUAUACAUCAAUCCUAACCCCAAUUAAUUAUAAAAUAAUUAGCUUAUUCCUCAAUAACUACAAAUUUAAGCUCCCAAAAACUGGAAUCCAGUACAAUUAUAGCCUUCAUUAAUAAAUUAAAGCUUAAUAAGUUAAAAUUAAAAAAAUAAUUACCCACUCUAAAAUCAAAACUAAAAUAACUUAAUUAUUAUGCCCAACUCUAUGCUUCCAAAAGUUAAGAUAUAAUAAUAUGGGUAACCAUAAAUGAUAAACUAGAACUAAGAUUAUUUGUGA
Tetrahymena thermophila SB210 is the source of this 1209-nucleotide messenger RNA. RefSeq names its product arrestin. The transcript has a single exon. Gene Ontology annotation, cellular component: cytoplasm. The record is from RefSeq and is a predicted model, not a curated record. Lineage: Eukaryota; Ciliophora; Oligohymenophorea; Hymenostomatida; Tetrahymenidae. Gene Ontology annotation, biological process: protein transport.